AUGUGGAGUCGCUAUGUUUUGAAGCGUCGCGUCGACAAGUAUCAGCAGGAAAACCGAGUUCUGCUGGAGCAGCAUCGACAGAGUUUGGCUUACAGGGAGGUGCGAACAGUCAAGAUUGACUGCUCCUUUCUACCCGAUUCACGAUGGGGAGUGAUUGGGAAAGAUCCGGCUUCUCCUGCUUGGCUUCUCUACCUAGAUGUCAAGAUCAGCCAACCCGUAGGCUGCUCCCUCGCCAGUGCAAAUGUGGAAGUCAUAUUCAGGUCGCAUCACCCGGAGAUACCAAGCAGAACGACUACAACGCGAUUGGGACCUAUCAUUACAAAUUACUUUGGACCCCAACAUAUCGAUGGUAAAGUAAUCGGCACAGAAGGCAGUAUUCGCGACUGGAAUGCAUCCCAUCAGCACGGAGAAACAUAUAUUCUGGGCCCAACGAGCAGCGAAAGAGAGCAUAUGAUGUUGUCAGCCACUCGUGAGCCUCAGUGGACAUUACGAGGCUGCUCGUGGCCAUUGCCUGAGGACAAAACCGGUCUUCCCCGGCGCAUCGAAUGGUUGGUGGAGGACGCCGUUGCCUGUGGAGGUCUGCGCUUGGCCCUGGUUCUUCAGCACGACAUGAACCCCUUCUCAAUUGAUGUCCACAUUGAUGGUCGCCUUCAUGGAGAGAAGAACAAAAAGUACCGGUUUUUCCGGCCCAUGGAACAAGGCAAUAUGAAAAACCUGUCAAGGAUAGUAACACCAGAUAGUACACCUGAUUUCCAAUUGGAUGAAAUUGCGUCCAAAUUGAAUUCUGAGAUGACGACGCUAAAUAUACGAAAUUACCGGAGUGCAACUAGAAUGGUUUGGCAGCACGAGACUUCUGUUACUCAUCAUCAAAAACUCUGUCUGGAGCCGAAGUCUGAGGUCAACACUGAUGGUUCCGAUACCGACCAUCAAAGCAAACACUCAGGAUAUACCCAGGGCAAUUACACUGUCGCCUGGAUAUGCGCUUUACCGAUAGAGAUGGCAGCAGCAAAGGCAAUGCUUGAUGAAAUUCACCCCAGUCUCUGCGUGCCCCCCAGUGAUACCAAUCAAUAUAUCUUGGGGCGAAUCGGCUCCUUCAACAUUGUGCUGGCAUGUUUACCGGAAAGGGUGUAUGGCACGACUUCAGCCGCAGUGGUAGCCACGCAUAUCCUUCACACAUUCAAAAGAAUUCGUAUCCGCUUGAUGGUUGGAAUUGGAGGGGGCGUUCCUUCAGCGAAGAACGAUAUUCGACUCGGAGAUGUGGUUGUGAGCAGUCCAACUGGGCCUUAUGGAGGUGUGAUUCAACACGACCUUGGUAAACACGUUGGACACAAGAUCCAGAUGACAGGUUCUUUAGGCAAACCAUCGCAAUCACUCCUUAUUGCAGUUGCCAGACUACGGACAGAGCAUCUGCUUGCCGGUGACAAGGUUUCACACUAUGUGGAAGAGAUGUUGACGAAAAGUCCAAUGAUGAGGACCGCAUUUGCCUGCCGUAGCUCAGAUCAGGAUCAGCUUUUUGAAGCCGGUUAUGAGCACGUUGAAUCUUCAGAAACUUGCACUGGAUGUGAUCAAAGCAGAACUAUUACACGGCCGUCACGGUCGUUCGGUCCCAAGAUACACUACGGACUGAUCGCCUCUGGGAAUUAG
This is a messenger RNA of Penicillium brasilianum, 1644 nucleotides long. The record is from the annotation of a GenBank genome assembly. Lineage: Eukaryota; Fungi; Ascomycota; Eurotiomycetes; Eurotiales; Aspergillaceae.